Acaulospora morrowiae is the source of this 704-nucleotide messenger RNA. The record is from the annotation of a GenBank genome assembly. Lineage: Eukaryota; Fungi; Glomeromycota; Glomeromycetes; Diversisporales; Acaulosporaceae.
UGGUCCUGUACAUUUCCAUUAUCCCAUUUUUCGUUUAUGCCGAAGUUUCAUCUAGUUUGCCUGCGAGAUGGCUUCAUGGUGGAGAUAAUCCCGAACUUUAUCUGUCGGGUGUUGAAACUGUGCCUAGAAGUAUAUUCCUGAAAUCUGACCCCAAAUUUGAAUAUAGUAUGACGGAUAAAGUCUUUGGCACCGUGCACCAGCCAUUUAAUCCUCAAGGUUUUUUAGGCAAACGAGUUCAAUUAACAGGUUUUGUGAAAACCAGUAAUGUUAUAAACACGGCUAGUAUGUUUUUGCAAAUUUAUAGAGCGACAAAUUCCAUUUUAGCUGAGCUGGACGGAAAUAUAAUAGGUACUGCUGAUUGGAAAAAGGUUAAAAACGUUUUAGAUGUUCCUCAAGACACACUCUACAUUUCCUUUGGUAGUCGUCUACAUGGAGAAAUCUGGAUCUGUGGAUUUGAAUUCAACACCGUAGAUUCAGGAGUUUCAACUACUAGUAUUAGUAAUAUUAAAGGCAGUUUAAAUUUCUCUGAUGUAUUAAAUUAUCCAACUAAUCUCUUUGAGCUAACACCUGCUGCAACCGAUGACGGUAGCAAAGUUAUUACUAAAACCGAUGCAGGAGUGGUUACCGUCGUCGCAAUAGGGAAAGGUUUGGAGCACAGCAUAAGUCACGUGCUAAAUUUAAAUUCUGCCUGUAAUAUAGAUUAA